Molecule: messenger RNA, 1386 nt
Organism: Periconia digitata
Lineage: Eukaryota; Fungi; Ascomycota; Dothideomycetes; Pleosporales; Periconiaceae
Source: the annotation of a GenBank genome assembly
CGACCGGAAACUGAAGCCUUUACACGGUUCAAGAGGUUACCCCCCAGUCAUUUCCAUUCACGAUGUAGCAUGAAUACAUGCAUCUGUGUUGCUAACAGCCAUUCAUCAACAUCAAUGGAACAAGUCUUGACCAAGGUGAACGGUGCGUUGGGAGAAGCGAUAGACGCACUGUCGGGCCCGCUCCAGGCCACUCGCCUCUCGACACUCCAGGCCUCCGACUUUUCUUUGCCGGACAAGGAAUCAUCCGAAUUGGCUACGCGCACGAUCGAUCUAGCAGACCGAUUGCUUCGUCUAGUACAGCCUCCUGCGACGCAACUGGCCGAAAGCUUCCUCGCCUAUCUAGACACAAAGUGUCUCUGUGCCGCAGUCGAACAUGGAAUCCCCGACCUUCUAGCUGCCGGCCCGCAAACUCUCGACGAGCUCGCGGCGCACAGUGCGCUCCAGCCUCUCCGCCUCAAGCAGAUCAUGCCCGUGCUCUACAAUAACGGUAUCUUCACCUACGACGCCGGCACCAGCCGCUACGCCAACAACGCCUCGUCAACACUGCUGCUAUCAGAACACUGGACGCAAUGGCACCGGUGGGUUUCGCUCUACGGCAACGAAUUCUACGAUUUCGCCGCGCGCAUCCCGGCCGCCAUUCGGGCGGGCGAGACACGCAGCGCGGCGCAGAUGACGGAGGGCAUCGCCUCGGAUCAGAACCUAUUCGCCUACUAUGCGCAGCAGCCGGGAAUGCAGGAAAAGUUUCACGGUGCGCUGGGUGCGAGCGCCGUCGCGCAGAGCCCCGGCCUACUCGCCGACUAUGCGUGGGCCGAGCUCGGCGACGCCACCGUGCUGGACAUUGGCGGCGGCGGGGGGUCCUUCAUCCACAGCCUGCUGCGCGCACACGGCGAGCUUCGCGGCGCAUUGCUCGAGCUCGCGUCCGUCGUCGACCUGGUGUGGCCCAAGUUUUUUGCUCACGGCGGUGAGUUCGCCGAUGUCGCCUCGCGCAUGACGGCCCUGCACGUCGGGGAUUUCCUGCAUGCGGUCCCCGAGUACGAGAUCUACACCAUGAAGUGGUGCCUGCACAAUUGGGGGGACGAGGACGUGAUGAGGAUUCUGCGCGUGGUGCGCAAGGCCAUACGUGUGACGCCGCGCGCGAGGAUGAUCAUCAUCGAGUCGGUCUUGGAUGAUGGACGCAGCUCCAGGAUCUGGCGUUAUGGAAACGUUACUAUGAUGUCAGCGGUGAACGGCCAGGAGCGCACAGUGGCCGAGUGGAGGGACCUGGCUGGUAGGACGGCGUGGAAGGUCGCGGCCGUGGUGGACAUGAGAAAUGUGUGGGCAAAGGCUAUUGAGCUUAGACCAGAUACAGUGGCGCUGUCCAAUACCGUCAACGGGAAUAUCCAUUGA